Aspergillus tubingensis is the source of this 507-nucleotide messenger RNA. RefSeq names its product Apc13 domain protein. The record is from RefSeq and is a predicted model, not a curated record. Gene Ontology annotation, cellular component: anaphase-promoting complex. Bases 1 to 507 code for a protein of 168 amino acids. NCBI's taxonomy places the organism in Eukaryota, Fungi, Ascomycota, Eurotiomycetes, Eurotiales, Aspergillaceae. Gene Ontology annotation, biological process: positive regulation of mitotic metaphase/anaphase transition. The transcript is spliced from 2 exons.
AUGAGCAAAGACUCCACCCCCACCCACCUCCACAUGCACCACCCCCGCCUAGCCGACUACUUCGAAGACUUCACGCGUCCACACCACCACACCACCUCUUCCUCUUCCUCCCCCUACACAUCAUCCACCGCAACCCAAGCCUUCACAACAGCAGCAGCAGCAGCCACCGGCGGCGGCACCGGCGGCACCGGCACCUCCCCGACCCUCACGCCCUCCUUCCUCCCCAUCGAAGACAUCUACAUCCCGCCGCAGUAUCAGCCCCCCAACCCGGAGGACGAAGACGAUGUGGUUCCGGAUCAACACGCCGCGUUUGGGAUUGCGAGGGCUAUGGCGCUGCAGGGGAGGAGGGGGGAGGGGGCCUGGAGGGAUUUGGGACUCGAGGGGUUGGUUAGUGGGAUGGGGGGAUCGGGGGGAGAGGCUGCAGGGGCAGGGGCGGGGGCGAAGGUGAGGGUUAGGGGGGAGGGGAGGUUGAUGGGGGGGAGGAGGAGGGUGGUUUGUUUGCGGUGA